AGAGGUUCUACUGUAUAUUCAAACACACACCAAUACUAUACAUGCAAAGACAAUAUAUUAUAUCCAAAAUAAAUAUGUUUCCAAAUAUAAACAAUAAAUUUGAUAAUCGUAUAAUAUAGAUUAAGAAAAUUUUGUGACCAUCCGAGAAAACAUUUCUGCGCAUAGCGCGGAUCCAUAUCUAGCUCAUGUUGUUAAAAAAAAAGAUCUCUGUUCAUAGAACGACUCCGUUUCGUGUAAGACUCGUUAGGGUUUUUCGUGAGAUCACUCGACCGGUUAUUAAACCGGAGAGAAGAGGAGAGAAAGGUUGCUCCGAACAAAAAAAAAAGGAAAAGAGAAGAAAAUAACCCUCUCAAUUCUUGGUUUUGUUCAUCGGCUUCCAUGGACGAUAAAUUGGCAACAUCAGCUUCGACAAUUCCGAAACGAGCUUCUAUUAAAUCCCAUCCCGAUUUUGAUUACUCCAUCCGCAAGCAAAAGCUCAGAGAAAGUUGCUUCAGAAGAGUUAGAGAAGAAAGGACACGUCUGCUGUGGAAAUUGAGACACUCUGAUUGUCAAUCUUUACAUCAGAAGGAGAUUAUCAAUUCUGCUUUCCAUGACAUUGUUUCUGAUGAAUUAAAAAAGAUUGAGGAUUCCCAUGAUAUAUUAUGGGAAUAUGAAGGCCCAGCAGAUGCUUAUGAAGGUGAUAGUGAAGAGAUAUUGCUAGAACUGCAACAUAUGUUUUACAAUGAUUUGAUCUCAGAGACUACCAUAAACGGAUCACAUGUUCAGGCUGAAACAUGGGAUGACGAGGAAGAUGAGUACUUGGCCACCUUAGUUUCUCAGAAUAUGCGUUUAAACGGUGAACAGGGGCCAAACCAGAUAUGGUGUCCGAUCUGCAAGCAAGGCGAGGUUAUGGAGAAUCACCGAUAUAUCUAUUGCAGCAUGUGUGAAAUGCAGCUGAUCAAAGGCGAAGAGGUUAAUCUGAACAUUCUGCAAGAACGGUUAGCGGAAGUGCACACUGAACAUUUUGAGAGAGGAUGCAGAUUGAAACCAAAGUUCUGUGUUCAGAGUCUCUAUAAUUUGAAGGCGUUGUACAUCACAUGUGAAGCUUGUAGUACCUUUGAGGUCGUUGUAUAAGCUCUAACGUAAAUGACACGCAUAAACUUUGGUGUAUAUUAGCUCUUGAGAUCAUCAGGCUUGGUGAAAUCAUGCAUACGUUGCUAACAGUAUUCUGAUUUCUCAAUAUAGCUACAUUAUUCGUAGAUGCCA
Molecule: messenger RNA, 1245 nt
Organism: Raphanus sativus (radish)
Lineage: Eukaryota; Viridiplantae; Streptophyta; Magnoliopsida; Brassicales; Brassicaceae
Exons: 6
Coding region: 379-1113 (244 amino acids)
Biological process (GO): protein import into nucleus
Cellular component (GO): nucleus
Source: RefSeq, a predicted model, not a curated record